AUGAGAUCCUUCUUCAAUCCGCUCUUGUUUUUCAUUUACUUGUUCUUUGUUAUCUCGUUCUUUCAUUUGCAUGUCACCGAUUCUUCUUCUUCUUUAGUGCAGCGGUUGUGCCACAACGAUGAAAGCAAUGCCUUGUUGCAGUUCAAGGAUAGCUUUAUCAUUGACAGGUCUGCUUCUGAUGAAUCUUCUGCUUAUCCAAAAGUGUCUUCAUGGAGGCUCCAAGGAGAAAAUGGUGAUUGUUGUUCAUGGGAUGGCAUCGAGUGUGAUGAAAAUACUGGUCAUGUAAUUGGCCUAAAACUCAACAGCAGUUGUCUUUUUGGCUCUUUCAACUCUAAUAGCACUCUUUUCCUCCUUUCCCACCUUCAAAAACUUGAUCUUUCUGAUAAUCAUUUUAAUAGCUCCGAAAUCCCAUCAGGUUUUGGACACCUUACAGAGUUGACAUAUCUUGAUCUCUCACAUUCUGUAUUGUCUGGCCAAAUCCCAUCAGAAAUAUCUCAAUUAUCCAACUUGGUCUUUUUAUCUCUGAAUAUGCCACCUUUAGAAGAUCCAUUGAAGCUCUGUAAGCCUGAUCUGAAAAGUUUAGUUCAUAACUUAACUCACCUAAAAGAACUUGAUCUCGGCUAUGUCGUCAUGAAUUCAAUUAAUGCCCUCCAAACCUUGUCAAAUAUGACUUCUUUGACAUCUAUUGGUCUUGAAUCUUGUUCAUUGCAGGGGGAAUUCCCAGAAAGAAUUUUCCAUUUCCCAAAUCUCACAAGACUUAAACUAGCCUGGAACAAGGAUCUGAGAGGUAAGCUUCCUGAAUUUCAUUUCUGCAGUCCUCUUAAGGUAAUUGAUGUUUCAAACACAAGUUUCUUUGGUGAGGUACCUUUUUCAAUUGGAAAUCUUGAUUCUUUAGAGCAACUUGAUAUUUCCCUGUGUAAUUUCCAGGGAUUCAUUCCAUCUUCAUUUGAAAACCUUACCCAGCUCAAGUAUUUAGACCUUUCAAACAACAACUUCACUGCCCGAACUCUUUCUUCCUUGCCUGUGGUUGGAAAGCUUACCAAACUCACUGUCUUAGAGCUUAAAGCAAUCAAUUUGUAUGGUGAAAUUCCAUCUGAACUAUUCAAACUCACCCAGUUGCAAACAUUGGACCUUUCUUCCAAUAAGUUGGACGGCCUUAUUCCAAGCUCAAUCUCUAAACUCAAGAAUAUUGAAUAUCUCAGCUUCUAUAGCAAUAAAUUGAGUGGUCCAAUGGAGCUAGAAAUGUUUUUAAUGCUAAAAAAGUUGAAGAGAUUACUGUUAUCAUAUAACAAUUUAACAGUACUCACUUCGAAUAUCAGUGCUAAUGCUUCUCUUGAAUUGCUAGGAUUGGCUUCAUGCAACUUAGAUAAGUUCCCAGAUUUCCUAAAAAACCAAGAAAGUUUGGAGUGGCUAGACCUGUCUCACAACCAUAUCAGUGGUCAAAUACCUCAAUGGUUUUGGAAUACAAGUGUAAACACUCUCGACUAUCUCAACCUUUCUUUUAAUUCCUUAACAGGCUUUGAUCAGCAUUCAGUUGUUCUUCCAUGGGAACACCUACGCACGUUAGACCUAAGGUUUAACAUGCUCGAAGGAUCACUCCCAAUUCCAGCAAAAUCUAUGUAUACUCUUUUUUAUUUGGCCUCCAACAACAAAUUCGUUGGCGAAAUUCCACCAUUGAUUUGUAGUCAAAGUUCGCUUCAAGUCCUUGAUCUAUCUAAUAACAAUCUGAGUGGAGUACUUCCUCAAGGUUUAGGCAACUUAAGUAAUUCUUUGGUUGUUUUGAAUCUCAGAAACAACUCCUUUCAUGGCCACAUUCCUCAAACAUUUACAAAUGAAUGCCAGUUGAAGUCGAUUGAUAUUGGUCAUAAUCAAUUACACGGGCAAGUGGCAAGAUCAUUGGCCAAUUGUAAAAUGCUCGAGUUUCUUGAUUUGGAGAACAACCAUAUAUACGAGAUUUUUCCAUCUUGGUUGGGAAAUCUUCCAGAGUUGAGAGUUCUCAGUCUAAGCUCGAACAAAUUUCAUGGAGUAAUAGGAGAUCCUGCGUUUGGAUUUGAGUUUCCCAACAUUCAUGUCAUUGAUCUCUCCCACAAUAGUUUUCAAGGUAGGCUACCAUAUGAAUACUUCCGAUCCUGGAAAGCAUUGAAAGUCAUUGAUGUUAACCAGCAUGCAGAAUAUAUGCAAGAAAGCAUGGUUCGCAUUUCCUACUUCUUGGGCAUGUAUGAUGACGCCGGCUAUCACUAUUCGUUGGCAAUACAUAACAAAGGAAUGGAAAGGAUAUACUCGAAGAUUUCAAAAGCCUUGAAAGCCAUUGAUUUUUCAUACAAUAACUUUGAAGGAGAGAUUCCAACAUCUAUUGGGAACUUAAAGGGGCUGCAUUUGCUCGAUUUUUCAAACAACAAUCUCUCGGGUCAGAUUCCAUCAUCCUUGAAGGAAUUGAAGAAUCUUGAAUCAUUGGAAUUGUCCUCCAACAAGCUUUCAGGACACAUUCCUCAAGAACUAAAACAGCUCAAAUUUCUGGAAUUCUUCAAUGUCUCUCAUAACCAUCUUAUAGGACCUAUACCACGAGGGGUGCAGUUUGAUACAUUUCAGAAUGAUUCGUACGAGGGAAACGUGGGUUUGUGUGGAACUCCUCUCUCAAAGCCAUGUGGUAAUACAAAGACCUCCUCAAAAGCACCUUCAACUACCUUUGGAAAGGAUCAAAAUGUGAGGUCUCAAGAUGGAUUUGUAUGGAAGAUUAUAGUUGCAAUGGGGUUCGGCAGUGGGUUAGUAGUUGGAUUUAUCAUUGAAUGCAACAAGAUAUUCAUCAAAAAUUGGUUUGUGAAGACUUUCAGGAGGCAACCAUUUAGAAAAAGGAUUAGCAGUAAAGGUAAAUAG
This is a messenger RNA of Pistacia vera, 2874 nucleotides long. Its product is annotated as receptor-like protein 7. Gene Ontology annotation, molecular function: protein binding. The coding region runs from base 1 to 2874 and encodes 957 amino acids. NCBI's taxonomy places the organism in Eukaryota, Viridiplantae, Streptophyta, Magnoliopsida, Sapindales, Anacardiaceae. The transcript has a single exon. The record is from RefSeq and is a predicted model, not a curated record.